GUUGACGAUAAGCGUUCUCAAAAUCGAUUUUGCUCAAUCUUUUAACUGCAAAGCUUCAAAAUUUCUUAUUUAAAAACUAUUUAAAAUAUUUACGAUGCCCCAAACUGAUAAAAACCAAAACACUAUCGGUAUUUAAUACUGAAAUAGUGAACAAGUACUUGCCAUUUGAAUUAUUUUCAAGCUUACCACACACUUGAUUAUACAAUGGACAUUAUUGUACGUCACAUAAAAAAGAUAAAAAUAAUUUUUAAAAAUUAAAAGCUGAAAUUACAAUUGAAAAUAUAGUUUUAGUACAACAGAACGAUUUGCGACAUUUAGAACAUGCUGAAAUUUAGAGCUGUCAAUGUGUUGCGAGAAUAGAACGAAAAAACAACAAACAUUGCCGUGCCACACAAUCCGCAACCAAUCGAACAAAAACAGUUCAAUUUCGUAACGAUAUUUCCAUUGUUAAGUUUAAUAUUUUCCACUUAAAAUCGAAUAUUCGGAUGAUGAGCGUACGUUAGCACGUUGUACGAUCAGUUUAUUCCGUAUGUACGAUCCCGAAAAUCAUGUACACACGUACAAACGAUGGCCAUGCGUCUGCUUCAACAAACGUUGCCAAACGUAAAUCUCAACCAGCGUUAAAUCCCGGCAAAACCCUGUUAAGAAUUUAAGCCCAAUUUGGCGUUGGUUUUCAAAAUGUGUUGAUUAGGUUUUGCUUGUGUACGCGAAAAGUGCGUUAUACUGUUGUUCCUGCAGAAAAUAAUCCCUUUGUUAGUCGUCGAAACAAAAGCCGUCCGAAAUGUCAAUCCGUGAUUGGAAGAUUGUCCGGGUCCUGGCCGGUAUAGCGAUGCGGAUAUGGGCCGCUAGCGGUGCCGCUUUGCUAUCCGCCUUCCUGAUAUACAUGGUGUACGGUGGCUUUUUUGCUUUUCUUCUGCUUUUGUUUGCCGUGUCGGGCAUCCUGUACCACGCACAGGACAACCUGCUGUACCAUCCAGAGUUGCCAGCCAAUUCGCGCAUAUUUAUCCCCGUUCCGUCGAUGCACGGAUUGCCUUACGAAACGUUACACCUGAAGACGCGAGAUGCCGUUUCGCUACACGCCUUUUGGAUUCGGCAUCCCGGCGAUAAGGGUCGCUACGUACCGACAAUAGUGUACUUUCAUGGAAAUGCCGGUAAUAUGGGUCAUCGGUUACAAAACGCGAGCGGGUUUUACCAUACGCUCCAGUGCAACGUGCUGAUGGUAGAGUAUCGCGGGUACGGUCUGUCGACCGGGACAGCGAGCGAGAAGGGAUUCUUUGCCGAUGCUCGUUCCAUACUGGAUCAUCUGUUCAGCCGACAUGAUUUAGACCACGGGCAGAUAAUAAUAUUUGGCCGUUCGCUCGGUGGUGCCGUGUCGAUCGAUCUAGCAGCUGAUGCCGUGUACGGUUCGAAGAUAAUGGGUGUCAUUGUGGAGAACACGUUCACCAGCAUUCCGGACAUGGCGGUGGAAUUGAUUCACCCGGCAGUGAAGUAUUUACCUCUGCUGCUCUACCGGAACCAGUACCUGUCCGUGGACAAGAUCCAGUUCAUUUCCGCCCCAAUACUGUUCGUUUCCGGCCUGGCCGACACUCUAGUGCCUCCGAGGAUGAUGACGAUGUUGCACACGCGAUGUGGCAGUACCCGCAAGCAGAUGCUGCAAAUUGUUGGUGGAUCCCAUAACGACACGUGGGCUGUGAAUGGGUACUACCAGGGUGUAGCCCAAUUUCUAAAGGAGUGUAGAGAAACCAAAGGACCACUACAGACGCCCCCGGUAAGCCACAACGUGUGGCCAAACAUUGAGGAAGUGUGAGGCCACUCUGCCUUACGAUUUACUACGAUCGGUACCAGCAUAGGCCUACCGUUGAUGCUUGCCAAAAUUCGGUGAUAGGUACCCGCGGGGGGGAUGGUGAUGGAUAGACUAGCAAUUGACCCGUAAUGAUGAUGAUGACUUAACGCGAUUGUCGGACGGAACAUUACGGUUCUAACGGGCCUAACUUGCCUACAAAAUGAACACUAAAAACCACACACAAAAGUUACGAUUACGCUGGUCGCGUUAACACUGGAACGCCACCAAACAAUUAGAAUCUAGCGAACAAGCGCCCCAGCGACACAAAAACUUCUUGCGGCAUACGUAAUGAGGAGGCGCAAAAAUAGCUUGGUUCCUGCAUAAACAAUAACAGUCAACGCACCAGCAUCACGCGCCACAGCUCGAGACAGUAACAAUAAGCGGUUAAAUUUUUGAGCAUUAGCAUAAUAACAAUAUUAAAAUAAUAAAUUAGCGUUAAAGUA
This is a messenger RNA of Anopheles funestus (African malaria mosquito), 2286 nucleotides long. RefSeq names its product protein ABHD13 (gene Bem46). Gene Ontology annotation, molecular function: palmitoyl-(protein) hydrolase activity. The record is from RefSeq and is a predicted model, not a curated record. Lineage: Eukaryota; Metazoa; Arthropoda; Insecta; Diptera; Culicidae. Gene Ontology annotation, cellular component: membrane. The coding region runs from base 782 to 1807 and encodes 341 amino acids. The transcript is spliced from 3 exons.